AUGCAGAAGUUGCUUCUGCUUUUACUUACAAAAAGUGCAGGAUGUUUCUUUCUGUUUGAUUUUCUUAAUGAGGAUUUAGAGUAUUACAAUAUGAAAAAAUAUCCUGAUACGAUUGGGCUGUGGACAACAGUGAUCUGUUCAUUUCUGAUUACAUUCUACAGUAUGAAAUUUCCAAGAAUUUUCCUGACGCUCUACAUAGCAGGAGCGAUUAGUUAUGGUACAGCGGGUAUAAAUGAGGAAGAUCUAAACUCUAGCCUUCCAAAGGAAGUUCAGAACUUUGGGAUCGUUCUAGAGAUAAAGGGAGUGCUUGAAAAUCUCCAAGCAGAUCCUGCUAUUCUUAUUGUUGUUUCUUUUGUAUUUGCUUCAAUAUUGUCAUGGCUUCUUAACAUAAUCCAGAACAUGUUUCUUGUUGUUGGGUUCUAUGUUACUUACUGCAUGCUUUUACCAAUAUGUUUUGGUGAGAACGAGGAAGAAUCACCGGUGCUCUUUUAUAUACUUUUGAUUGGAUCUACAAUGAUAUUGUACUACCUAACACGCAAUGCAUCUAAGUAUGCUCUGCUGAUGAUGUUCUGCUCAACAGGAUCUUUUUUGCUUCUUGCAUCUCUUGAAAUGGCCAGUGGAACAGGCGACGUAUUCUACGGUAUUGUCUAUGAUUUGUGCCAUAUGUAUACUUUUGAGUUAAGCCUAAUGACGUUUCCAAUGAUGAUAUGGAUUGGAUUGACAAUAUUUGCAAUGGCAUGGCAGAAAAGAUAUAUAAAAAGCAGCGGAUAG
Molecule: messenger RNA, 771 nt
Organism: Ordospora colligata OC4
Lineage: Eukaryota; Fungi; Microsporidia; Ordosporidae
Exons: 1
Coding region: 1-771 (256 amino acids)
Source: RefSeq, a predicted model, not a curated record